Messenger RNA from Poeciliopsis prolifica (blackstripe livebearer), 1716 nucleotides. RefSeq names its product hyaluronan synthase 1-like. Gene Ontology annotation, biological process: extracellular matrix assembly; hyaluronan biosynthetic process. Gene Ontology annotation, molecular function: hyaluronan synthase activity. The record is from RefSeq and is a predicted model, not a curated record. Lineage: Eukaryota; Metazoa; Chordata; Actinopteri; Cyprinodontiformes; Poeciliidae.
AUGAAGCUGAAACAUUCAUUAAAGAAGCUUUGGACAAUCCUUCGAGCCAUUUUCACGUUCCUCUUUGCUCUGCUGGUUCUGGGAGUCAUGGUGUGGGCCUAUGUGGAAGGCUCACUGGUGACAUCCAUGUACGGGAUCAUUUCCUUUGGCUUUUACGGACUCCUGCUCUCCCUCCAUGUUCUGGUUCAAAGCCUUUUUGCCUUUAUUGAGCACCGGCGAAUGAAGACUCGCACGAAACCGUGCAGCUACACUAAAACAAUUGGAUUCACUAUUUCGGCUUACCAGGAGGAUCCCAGCUAUCUUAGAGAGUGCCUCAACUCUGUCAAGAGCUUGCAGUAUCCCUCAGAGCUGUUGCGCAUCAUCAUGGUGAUAGACGGGAACUCAGACGAUGACAGGUACAUGAUGGACAUGUUUAGGGAAGUGUUUGCAGACCAGGAUCCAGGUUUCUUUGUGUGGAAGAACAACUACCACUCAUGGGAUCCCACAAAGCCUCAGCAAGAUGAAGAGAUGGGAACAGAAAGCAAUGCUGAUUAUGUCAUUGGAGAGGAUCCUCAGAAAAAAGACUUGGAGCAUCUGAUCCAGACCAAAAGGUGUGUGUGCAUCAUGCAGAAGUGGGGAGGCAAGCGGGAGGUGAUGUACACUGCAUUUAAGGCUUUGGGAUCAUCAGUUGACUACAUUCAGGUGUGUGAUUCUGACACCAAGCUGGACCGUUUAGCUACUGUGGAACUGUGCAAGGUAUUAGAGAGCAACCCCAGGUACGGUGCUGUGGGAGGAGAUGUGAUGAUUCUCAACCUGAAAGAUUCAUACAUCAGCUUCAUGAGCAGCCUCCGGUACUGGAUGGCUUUCAACAUCGAGCGGUCCUGUCAGUCCUUCUUCAACUGUGUGUCCUGCAUCAGCGGUCCUCUGGGUUUGUACAGGAAUGACAUCCUCCAGCAGUUUCUGGAGUCCUGGUACAACCAGAAGUUUCUGGGAAGUCACUGCACAUUUGGAGAUGACAGACAUCUCACCAAUCGAAUGCUGAGCAUGGGCUACGCCACAAAAUACACAGCUCGUUCCAAGUGCUACACAGAAACACCCGCCCAGUUUCUUCGCUGGCUCAACCAGCAGACUCGAUGGACCAAGUCCUACUUUCGCGAGUGGCUCUACAACGCGAUGUGGUGGCACAAGCAUCAUCUCUGGAUGACCUACGAGUCCAUCGUCUCUGGUAUUUUUCCUUUCUUUGUCACAGCCACGAUCAUCCAGCUGUUCUGGACGGGCUCGCUGUGGGACAUCCUCUGGGUUCUCUGCUGCAUCCAGCUAAUCGGGCUGGUGAAGGCGGCCUACGCCUGCCUCCUUCGCCAAAACAUCGUGAUGGUCUUCAUGUCGCUCUACUCCUCGUUGUACAUGACCAGUUUGCUGCCUGCAAAGUAUUUUGCCAUUCUCACAAUGAACAAAAGCAGCUGGGGGACGUCUGGCAGGCGUAAGAUCGUGGGUAACUACAUCCCCCUGCUUCCGUUGUCAGUGUGGGCUGCUGUUCUCUUAGGCGGGUUUGGAUACACAAUCUACAGAGAGACUCAGAAAGAUUGGUCAAGUCCAGCCAAGGUUAUGGAAACUCGGUUCCUUAUUUUUGGUUGUGUGGCUUACGUAUGUUACUGGCUGGUCAUGAUGUUCCUCUACUGGGUGUGGUUCCGCAGGUUAUGCAGAAGGCGCUCCCAAAGCUACACCCUUAGCGUGUAG